AUGGUAAAGGUUAGAACGCCAGGACGCGAAGCUUUUCGUAACUCAACAGAGAACCCUACGCCGGUCUUGAGUAAACACGAUAAUGAGAAUUUAUCAUCAUACAAAGUUACAACACCCACAAAAAAAAAAAAAAGUAUAUUGAAGAAAUAUGAAACUCCAAAGCGUAAUAAGCCAAAAUAUGCAACUCCUGAAACUCCAUUAAAAAGUCACAAUGUAACUCCUGAAACCCCACUUAAAAGUCGUCAAGCGAAUGAGGUCAUCGAAGACGAUGAAGAUGACGAUCUUUUAUCAAAAGCAGAUUUUAGUUGUAUUCAAGAAAUAUGUAUUCAAGAAGAAGAAAGGUCUGAGAAUUUGCGUCGAAGCAAGCGUUCUCGACGCGUUGUAUCCCAAGAAGGAUUUGUUCCAACGGUUGACGUUGUUCCAAUGAAAGGCGAUAUUCCGUUGGUGGACGCGUCAUCAUUACAUAUAAAAAAUACAAAAGUUAAUGGUACUGUGAAACAAUCCUAUCAAAAUUCUUUAUCCUCACUUCUUCGAGAAAAAAAGUUACGAGAAAAAGUAGGUUAUAAUAUUAAUGCUAUGGAAAAAAUACUUAUGAACGAUAUGUUAGAUGAAAUGGAAGACCCUUAUGAUAGUUAUGAUCGAUUGGAAAUAUCUGCUUCGAUCUUGAAUGAAGAUAUAAAGUGUGAUCAGUUGCAGCAGAUAUUCGAAGAAGAUUAUGAACAUGAUCAAAAUUAUCAAAUAGAGUUCUUCGAAACCUUGCAUUCGAAUCCACAAAUUUCUAAUUUGCAAUCAUGUAUUCCCGCGAUUGAUGAUUUGACAUUUGAUUUAUUAUUAAGAGUAUCCUCUGACAAGAAAAAGCUCAAAGAUAUUCUUUGUAGCGAUUGGAUUGCUCAUCGAUGUGAAAUUGGCUGGCAGUUACCUAUUGAGAUUAUGAUUUGGCUUCUUCAUUUAGUAAGCUAUGAGGAAGACGAAAUAAUUUCAGAAGCAUCUUUUAAUACAUUAAAAAAUAUUGCAGAAAUUAAAAAAAAUUUUAAUGUCAGCCUAAACGAUGAAGUUGAAAAUGCAUGUGUUCCUUUUUUGGAGGUAUAUAAUAUAUUAGCCACGUUGGGUGCGUCAACACAUAUGAUCAGUUUACGGUGUUGCUUGGAGAAUAAUACUAGGCAGAGUUCUAUAUGCGAGGUUCCCUCUGAAUUCCAUUACUUCGACAAUAUAAGGCUGUUAUUGAAAACGCUUGUGCCUAUGAUUGACAGCAGGCUAUUCACCUUUUCGAACUCUGAAGAAAUAAGGAAAUCUAUCAUUGUACUUCUUCGAUUGCCCUUGGAUAAACGACUAAUGUCGUUAUCCAACGAAGUAGAGCAAGUUGUAAUUUCGCUUCUAGCUAUGUUCCAAGAAGACCAAUGGAUGGAACAAGCCAAGCUUAUAUGUAACGAAAUUGAAUUUUCAUGCGGCUCUAUAACUCAGUUCAAAGUGGCCAUAAUAGAAAAUUUACCAAUUACUAAUCGCGGACGCUUAUUAAAACAUUUCUUGGCUGUUCGAUUCUUAAUUGGUUGUGCGUCACCAUUGCCUCAGCAAAUGGACAUAAUUAACGUAAUGCAACCUGGGAUCUUGAACACUCUUCUGUAUCUUUUCCAAGAUCAUUCAACUAUUUUUAAAAUUAAAGAUGACACAAAUUACAAUGAAUUAUAUCACCAUAUUUUGCUGCUUAGUUAUGCUUUAGAUGACGAAGCCUUGUUGAGAAAAGCUAAGGAAACAGUUGAAGAAAUUAUCAAAAUGUUAAAAAUAUUACAUGGGAAAAUAGUGGACAUGCGAGCUGCUUUUAUGGAUCGAACAAAGACCAAAGAUCUAAUUCAAAGACUUUACGUACGACUUUAUUACAUAUCCAGUCGUCAAGGCGAGAAGACCCAAUCUAGUUUAUUAGUCUAUUCGCCAAAAAAAACACAAAAAACAUCGGGUAUGUAUUUGGACCAUGAGGAAAACUGA
Molecule: messenger RNA, 1980 nt
Organism: Funneliformis caledonium
Lineage: Eukaryota; Fungi; Glomeromycota; Glomeromycetes; Glomerales; Glomeraceae
Source: the annotation of a GenBank genome assembly